Molecule: messenger RNA, 1360 nt
Organism: Aspergillus aculeatinus CBS 121060
Lineage: Eukaryota; Fungi; Ascomycota; Eurotiomycetes; Eurotiales; Aspergillaceae
Exons: 1
Coding region: 113-1354 (413 amino acids)
Source: RefSeq, a predicted model, not a curated record
ACGGCCCUGAGUAGUCCUUUUAUAAAAAACCCAAUGCCACUCCCUCUCGCCUAGAUUCGGAAAGGCUUGGAUGGUCCAGGUUAGCAGCAAGCAGUUGCUACGGUAAGUCGGGAUGAUCUUCCGCCGAAAGACCAUACGCAGCCAAGCACCCACUCCGCAGGUGCGAGGGAGAUCCCCCACGCUGAUUCGCCUCGUCAAACAGAUGCUAUCCCCAUCUCUGCGGCGGGGAGCACCUCUUCCCUUCGGCUUUGUAGCCGAUGUCCUCUUUCACAUCAUCAUCAGCGGCGAGGUGACCACGAUACUCAGUCUCUGCCGGCUGAACAAGGCCACGUAUGAGACCAUCAAGAUCCUUGAGCCGCAUAUCUGCACCUGGUUCAUGCGAUGCCACGGCAUUGACACCUUCGAUCCCAUCCUCACCAUGAGCCCGUGGACCGGGGAGCAGACCCCGUUGACGAUUCACACUCUGGUCCGGUUUCUCCAUCGGCAUAACAUCGCCCGAGACUUAUCGCGACAUCUUGUGCCCGCCGUAUGGGGCCCUUUCUGCGAGGAAGACAACACAGAGAUGAAUUUCGAGGCAGAACUACGGCUGGCGCAACGGCUGGAACGGGGCUUACACGUUCUGUUUCAGAUGGCCGAUAUCGCUCGGGAUACGGAGAGGCUCAUGCCGCCGAAGAAGCCCCUGGCGCCAGUGGUCAGCGGGCGGCUGUUUGUUCUGGGAAAGAUGCUGGACGAGUACGACGAGCUUCCGCCGCAGAGACGAAAGAUGGUGACGUUCGAAGAAUACACCAACCAUGUGUAUACCGUGUUAAAAUGGGGCUAUGUGGAAGCGGACGUGGGCAGACGCCGGCUGGAAUUCCGCGGCUGGCUCGACGAACAGACCGAGAUCGACUUCCACGCGGCGCUGCGGAUGUUGCGGGAGCUGAUGGAACGCAUGCUCCUGCGCCACGGCCCGAAGGACUGGCACCGGGACGCACGGAACGAAUACAGCGUCAUCUCGUGGUUCAUCCUGAAGCAGCCCCCACGGUCCCUGGCGAAAUUGUUCCUGGACCCUCAGAACGAAUGCUGCGAACUGGAGGUGAAGGGCGCGGACUGCGGCGCAGCCAGGAAGUGCCAUUUCUCCGACCCGCUGGACAACUACUGGAAGGCCUGGAAGAACGUCCCCGACCUCGGCUGUCAGGACUGUGACUGCAAGCGACGCGUGCGCAGCUGGAGCGUGAAACCGGCCCUGAUCGAUGCCCGCGGACGGGAGUUCAACCGCUGCGCGGAGCGAUACCUGAGGGAGAUGUGGGGCCAGCGACACGUCGGCCUCCAUCGUGCUUUUACAUUGGGGGUGUUCAGUGCGGUAAUAGGGUAGCAGGAG